GAUUUUUAAUUUGAGAAAUGGAGAAUGUUAAAAACAAUGUUGCUAUUGAGCUUAUUGUGAAGCAAGGAGUGCCAAGUUUGGUGGCACCAGCAGAGGAAACAGAGAAGGGGCAAUAUUACUUAUCAAAUCUUGAUCAGAAUAUAGCCGUGCCGGUUCGAACAAUUUACUGUUUUAAAUCAGAAGAAAAGGGGAAUGAGAAUGCUGCUGAAGUGAUGAAGGAUGCUUUGUCAAAGGUUCUUGUUCAUUAUUAUCCACUAGCAGGGAGAUUGACAAUAAGCCAGGAAAUGAAACUUAUUGUGGACUGUAGUGGAGAAGGGGCAGUUUUUGUUGAGGCAGAAGCAAAUUGUAACAUAGAGGAUAUUGGUGAUAAUACUAAGCCUGAUCCUGUUACACUUGGCAAACUUGUUUAUGAUAUCCCUGGUGCUAAAAAUAUACUAGAAAUGCCUCCCCUGGUGGCUCAGGUGACAAAGUUCAAAUGUGGGGGAUUUGUGCUUGGUCUGUGCAUGAACCAUUGCAUGUUUGAUGGGAUCGGAGCGAUGGAGUUUGUGAAUUCUUGGGGUGAAACUGCUAGAGGUUUACCUAUCAAAGUCAUUCCAUUCCUAGACAGGAGCAUACUCAAGCCUAGAAAUCCACCAAAGCCUGAAUAUACUCAUAACGAGUUCGCUGAAAUUGAAGAUAUAUCAGACUCUACUAAACUAUACCAAGAAGAAAUGCUGUAUAAGACCUUCUGUUUUGACCCUGAGAAGCUUGAACAACUAAAAGUAAAAGCCAAAGAAGAUGGCAAUGUUACCAAAUGCACUUCAUUUGAAGUCCUUUCAGCUUUCGUCUGGAAAGCACGAACUCAGGCAUUACAAAUGAAGCCUGAUCAAAAGACAAAACUUCUCUUUGCUGUAGAUGGAAGAUCAAGAUUUGAUCCCUCAAUUCCACAAGGAUAUUUUGGAAACGCAAUUGUUUUAACUAAUGCACUCUGCACUGCUGCAGAGAUAGUCGAAAAUCCACUUUCUGUUGCUGUUAAGUUGGUUCAAGAAGCUGUUAAAUUGGUUACAGACAGUUACAUGAAAUCUGCUAUAGACUAUUUUGAAGCAACAAGAGCUAGGCCUUCUUUAACUGCUACUCUUCUUAUUACUACUUGGUCUAGGCUUUCUUUCCACACGACGGAUUUCGGGUGGGGAGAGCCUAUUGUAUCAGGGCCAGUGGCUUUACCAGAGAAGGAAGUUUCUCUGUUUCUUUCUCAUGGGAAAGAGAGGAGAAGUGUCAAUGUGCUUCUUGGAUUGCCAGCUUCUGCUAUGAAAACAUUUGAAGAACUUAUGGAGAUCUAAACAGCCAUAUUGCAGCUCUAAUUUGCCAUGAAAUUUACUUUAUUUAUGUGUAAUUGAUUGUGUUUUUUACUUUGUGGUGUUGUUAUUAUUGGUACUUUGUAUUGUUAUUUCUGUUUGGCAUCAAUUCAUGCUCUUUUGCUUGUUUCUAAA
Messenger RNA from Solanum verrucosum, 1469 nucleotides. Its product is annotated as omega-hydroxypalmitate O-feruloyl transferase-like. The coding region runs from base 18 to 1319 and encodes 433 amino acids. Gene Ontology annotation, molecular function: acyltransferase activity, transferring groups other than amino-acyl groups. The record is from RefSeq and is a predicted model, not a curated record. The transcript is spliced from 2 exons. Lineage: Eukaryota; Viridiplantae; Streptophyta; Magnoliopsida; Solanales; Solanaceae.